Dicrocoelium dendriticum is the source of this 465-nucleotide messenger RNA. Lineage: Eukaryota; Metazoa; Platyhelminthes; Trematoda; Plagiorchiida; Dicrocoeliidae. The record is from the annotation of a GenBank genome assembly.
AUGUAUGAUGAUGAUGAUGAUGAUGAUGAUGAUGAUGAUGAUGAUGAUGAUGAUGAUGAUGAUGAUGAUGAUGAUGAUGAUGAUGAUGAUGAUGAUGAUGAUGAUGAUGAUGAUGAUGAUGAUGAUGAUGAUGAUGAUGAUGAUGAUGAUGAUGAUGAUGAUGAUGAUGAUGAUGAUGAUGAUGAUGAUGAUGAUGAUGAUGAUGAUGAUGAUGAUGAUGAUGAUGAUGAUGAUGAUGAUGAUGAUGAUGAUGAUGAUGAUGAUGAUGAUGAUGAUGAUGAUGAUGAUGAUGAUGAUGAUGAUGAUGAUGAUGAUGAUGAUGAUGAUGAUGAUGAUGAUGAUGAUGGUGAUGAUGAUGAUGAUGAUGAUGAUGAUGGUGGUGGUGGUGGUGGUGGUGGUGGUGAUGGUGAUGAUGAUGAUGAUGAUGAUGAUGAUGAUGAUGGUGAUGAUGAUGCUGAGGGUUAG